This is a messenger RNA of Orycteropus afer afer, 937 nucleotides long. RefSeq names its product hydroxysteroid 17-beta dehydrogenase 10 (gene HSD17B10). The record is from RefSeq and is a predicted model, not a curated record. Gene Ontology annotation, cellular component: mitochondrion. Gene Ontology annotation, molecular function: estradiol 17-beta-dehydrogenase [NAD(P)+] activity. NCBI's taxonomy places the organism in Eukaryota, Metazoa, Chordata, Mammalia, Tubulidentata, Orycteropodidae. Gene Ontology annotation, biological process: fatty acid metabolic process; androgen metabolic process; estrogen metabolic process.
ACAAGAUGGCUGCUGUGUGUCGGAGCGUGAAGGGCUUGGUUGCAGUGAUAACGGGAGGAGCCUCGGGUCUAGGCUUAGCCACGGCGGAGCGACUGGUGGGGCAAGGGGCCUCUGCUGUGCUUUUGGACCUACUGGACUCGGAUGGAGUGGCCCAGGCCAAGAAAUUAGGGAAGAACUGCGCCUUUGUUCCUGUCAACGUGACUUCAGAGAAAGAUGUGCAAGCAGCCCUGAAUCUAACAAAAGAAAAGUUUGGCCGUGUGGAUGUCGCAGUCAACUGUGCAGGCAUUGCAGUGGCCAUCAAGACAUACAACUUAAAGAGGAGCCAGGCCCAUACCUUGGAGGACUUUCAGCAAGUUCUCAGUGUGAAUCUCGUAGGUACCUUCAAUGUGAUCCGCUUGGUGGCUGGAGAGAUGGCCCAGAAUGAACCAGACCAGGGCGGCCAACGUGGAGUCAUCAUCAACACUGCCAGUGUGGCUGCCUUCGAGGGCCAGGUUGGACAAGCUGCAUACUCUGCUUCAAAGAGUGGCAUUGUGGGCAUGACACUGCCCAUUGCUCGGGAUCUGGCUCCCCUAGGCAUCCGGGUGAUGACCAUUGCUCCAGGCCUGUUUGGCACCCCACUGCUGACCAGCCUCCCAGACAAGGUACGCAACUUCUUGGCCAGCCAGGUGCCCUUCCCUAGCCGACUGGGUGACCCUGCUGAGUAUGCUCAUCUCGUACAGGCCAUAAUCGAGAACCCAUUCCUCAAUGGAGAAGUCAUCCGGCUGGAUGGUGCCAUCCGCAUGCAGCCCUGAAAGGAGAGGGUAGAGAGACUACAUCCCUCUCUGCACCCUUGUUCCUUUGGGGUACUAGGCUGUAGCUUGAGAGGAAUCUCAGUAAACAUUUUGUAACUCUGUCUACCAGUCACCCUCUGUGCCUAAUAAAGUCUGUAUUUCUCACA